Molecule: messenger RNA, 2266 nt
Organism: Pungitius pungitius (ninespine stickleback)
Lineage: Eukaryota; Metazoa; Chordata; Actinopteri; Perciformes; Gasterosteidae
Gene: asb1
Product: ankyrin repeat and SOCS box containing 1
Exons: 5
Coding region: 125-1225 (366 amino acids)
Biological process (GO): intracellular signal transduction; protein ubiquitination
Cellular component (GO): ubiquitin ligase complex; nucleus; cytoplasm
Molecular function (GO): protein binding
Source: RefSeq, a predicted model, not a curated record
CGUCAACGCGCACACCUUUCUGGGCUCGGACGUCCGUCCGUCCGUGUUUGUUUGUUUUUUCCACCGUGUGUGCGCGAGAGACCCGCUCCGACCUCCCGGAGCGACGGUGUGACGGUGCAGCAGCAUGGCGGACGGUCCGCGGGCCGGUGACGAGGAGCCGCCCGGCGUCCGGCGCCCCCCCCUCAUCACCGUCUCCGACCUGCCCGGCGCCACCGCAGCAGGCCAGAACCUGAAGGAAUGGCUCCAGGAGCAGUUCUGCGACAAGCCCCUCGAGCAGGACGACAUGCGGCUGCACAACGCGGCCUACGUGGGAGACCUGGACACCCUGAGGAGCCUGCUGCAGGAAGACUGCUUCAGACGGCGUAUCAAUGAGAAGUCCGUUUGGUGUUGCGGCUGUCUGCCCUGCACCCCUCUGCGGAUCGCCGCCACGGCGGGGCACGCCGCCUGCGUGGCCCACCUGAUCGGCCAGGGCGCCGCGGUGGACCUGGUCGACGUGAAAGGUCAGACGGCCCUCUACGUCGCCGUGGUGAACGGUCACCUGAACUGCGUUCGGAUCCUCCUCCGGGCCGGAGCCGACCCCAACGGGAGCCGCCACCACCGCAGCACGCCGCUGUACCACGCCGCGCGGGUGGGAAGCCUGGACGUACUGCAGGAGCUCAUCAGACCCGUGUUCCCGUCUAGGUUCAAGGCCGACGUUGACAUGGACCACCAGCUGGGGCCCCGCCUCCUCCUGAGCGCUCGCACCCUCAACACCCUGGUGGUGUGUCCCCUCUACGUCAGCGCCGCCUACCACCACCUGCACAGCUUCCGCCUGCUGCUCCAGGCCGGCGCUCAGCCCGACUUCAACUACAGGGGGCCCGUCUGCCGCGAGGCGCUGACCCGCGGCCUGGCCUCCUGCCUGCUGGACGCCGUGCUGCGGCACGGCUGCGAGGCGGCGUUCGUCCACCUGCUGCUGGACCACGGCGCCGACCCGGCCCUGGUGCCCUGGGACGGCUUAGAGCUGGAGGGGCCCAAUCGGAGGCAGGUGGAUCCGGAGGCGCUCGGCGCCUUCCUGGAGGCGAGGCGGUGCCCCCGCAGGCUGACCAGCCUGUGUCGCAUCGGGAUCCGCAGAGCGAUGGGCAAAAACCGGCUCCAUCACAUAACCUCGUUACCGCUGCCCAAAACCAUCAAGAACUUCCUGCUUCAUCAGAACGGACACCCAGAGCUCCUCCCAACCAAAGCUUAGAGGAACAACCACGGGAAAUAUUCCAGCACAACGCAAUUUAUUGGUCCCUGUAGGCCGAUUGCUAAGCCAGAGAGUUAAUGGUCCCACCCUGUUGUUGUUGUAAUGGUUUAUUGAGAGAAGCCUUAGUAAGUCCUGGCCUGCAUGUGAACAUGUGAUUUGGUGAGAAGCUGUGACUCCGCUGGCCAUGUAUUAAACAUCCCAUUCAGAGGCAGAAGAACCCACUUCCAGCUCUUUUGAAUCGCUCAUGUAACUGUUUAGUGAAAGAGCUCAAAUCCUUGAUUUCAUAAAGUGAAACCGGUGCAGCCACCAGGCACCUUAAAGGCCCUCCUUUGGAUCUCAGUACCACUGACAUGACAUAGUGUCUGAGCAGAGAAUACUGUGUCCUUUGUGCAUGUGAGUACCUCCCCUCCCUCAUGUGAACAUCUUUAGCUCCAUGAACACUUGGGCCCAUAGUUUGCUAUCUGCAAGCCACUGGCUCGGCCAUUGAGAGGGAGAUCCACAUGGAGUAGGUUUAGAAGCUAGAUCCUUUAUAUGUAUGAUUACUAAUGUACAGGUAGGAAGAAAUGUUCUAUAGAUUAGCUUGUAUUCUGCUUCGAUUGAUGCAUUAAGCACUUUAUGUUUGUCAUUCUGUGUUUACAUUCAAGGAUCUUAUUUUAGCCGUAUGCCUUAACAUUGACUUCUGGAAAAGGGUUGCAAAGAUUGAUAAUACUAAAAAUACAAUUGUAGAUAUAAAAAGGAAAAAAAUCUGAAAAAAAUCAUUGUCAUUGAUCUUAACUAAUAACUGAAACAAGAACUACUGAUGUACGUUACCAUCAUGUAAGACCUGCAGAGGUCAAAUUUCACAUGAAAAUUGAAAUUAUGAAACUACUUUUUUUUUUUCCUCUAUUGCCUAAAUGUAUCAGUAUCCAACUGCUUAGUGUGCUAAUAAGGCUUUUUAACCAUGUUGAUUAGCAGAUUGUUGUCCCCCGAUUGGUCGCUGUCAAUCAAUCCUUUUUGGUCUGGGAGCUGCAGAGAGUGAUGCAAUACAAGUGUGACAAAGUG